GAAGCCCACCGGCCUGGCUUCUCCGCUUGCCCGGGGCCCUAGUUCCCGGUCGUCGCCCCGCCCGUGGGGGAGGGGAAGGAGGCCGUGCCGGCGGAGGCAGAAGCAACGCAGAUGCGAAAGUAGCGGCCUCCGGGCACCAUUUCUGUGCCCGGAAACUGAAUCCGGGGUUGAAGGUGGCCGCCGCUCCACUUGCCGGGUUCUCGGCGUUCCCCCCGCCCUCCCCGGGUUAUCCCGAACGUGUUCGGAUACUGAGACUGUAACGUGCGUCUUCUACGUCCUUUUUCUGCAGACGAUCUCCUGUUACCCAGGAAUAAAUAAACAGGACGUUUCAUUACUUUGGGAAUGGGCUUUUCUCCCCCUACUAGUCUUUGGGGUAGGAUGAGAGGAGGAGCACCAUUUGACAUUGUGCAGCAAAGAAAUGGUUAUGGAGAAGCCCAGUCCGCUGCUUGUGGGGCGGGAGUUUGUGAGGCAAUAUUAUACUUUGCUGAAUAAAGCUCCUGAAUAUUUGCACAGGUUUUAUGGCAGGAAUUCCUCCUAUGUCCAUGGUGGAGUGGAUGCCAGUGGAAAGCCCCAGGAAGCAGUUUAUGGCCAAAAUGAUAUACACCACAAAGUGUUAUCUCUGAACUUCAGUGAAUGUCAUACCAAAAUUCGUCAUGUGGAUGCUCAUGCAACCUUGAGUGAUGGUGUAGUGGUACAGGUCAUGGGCUUGCUGUCUAACAGUGGACAGCCUGAGAGGAAGUUUAUGCAAACCUUUGUUCUGGCUCCAGAAGGAUCUGUUCCAAAUAAAUUUUAUGUUCACAAUGAUAUGUUUCGUUAUGAAGAUGAAGUAUUUGGUGAUUCUGAACCAGAACUUGAUGAAGAGUCAGAAGAUGAAGUGGAAGAGGAACAAGAGGACAGGCAGCCGUCUCCUGAACCUGUGCAAGAGAAUGCUAACAGCGCUUACUAUGAUGCACACCCCGUGACUAAUGGCAUAGAGGAGCCUUUAGAAGAAUCCUCUCAUGAACCUGAACCUGAGCCAGAAUCUGAAACAAAGACUGAAGAGCUGAAACCGCAAGUGGAAGAGAAACACUUGGAAGAGCUAGAGGAGAAGUCGGCCACUCCUCCUCCUGCUGAGCCUGCUUCUCUGCCCCAAGAACCACCAAAGGCUUUCUCCUGGGCUUCAGUGACCAGUAAAAACCUGCCUCCUAGUGGUACUGUUUCUUCCUCUGGAAUUCCACCCCAUGUUAAAGCACCAGUCUCACAGCCAAGGGUUGAUGCUAAGCCAGAAGUUCAGUCUCAGCCACCACGUGUACGUGAACAGCGACCUAGAGAGAGACCUGGUUUCCCUCCUCGAGGACCAAGGCCAGGCAGAGGCGAUAUGGAACAGAAUGACUCUGACAACCGGAGAAUAAUUCGUUAUCCGGACAGUCAUCAGCUUUUUGUUGGUAACUUGCCUCAUGAUAUUGAUGAAAAUGAACUGAAAGAAUUCUUUAUGAGUUUUGGAAACGUUGUGGAACUUCGCAUCAAUACCAAGGGUGUUGGGGGAAAACUUCCAAAUUUUGGUUUUGUGGUUUUUGAUGACUCUGAACCAGUUCAGAGAAUCUUAAUUGCAAAACCAAUUAUGUUUCGAGGAGAAGUACGUUUAAAUGUGGAAGAGAAAAAAACAAGAGCUGCCAGAGAGCGAGAAACCAGAGGUGGUGGUGAUGACCGCAGGGAUAUCAGGCGCAAUGAUCGGGGUCCUGGUGGGCCACGUGGAAUUGUGGGUGGUGGAAUGAUGCGUGAUCGUGACGGAAGAGGGCCCCCUCCACGAGGUGGCAUGACACAGAAACUUGGUUCUGGAAGAGGAACCGGGCAAAUGGAAGGCCGCUUCACAGGACAGCGUCGUUGAAGUUCCACUGUUGGCAAAGUUUUGGCAGUGGUACCUAACUCAUCGUGUUUGCAUUCUUGUUAAGUUUUUUUGGCUUUGGAAUGUGACACAGCCUUUUUGAUCAUUUCUUUGAUGUGAAAAGCAUCUUUUGGUUAUCAGUUAAAUUGAGGUGGACAUUAUUUCCCCAGUUUCACAACAGGAUUCAUAUUGUUAAUUUAUAAAGCUAGACUUGGAGAAUUAAGGACUGAGAAAUGACCAUAUCGUAAAACUGUCUACAACAAAAUGAACUUUAAAAACAAGACAUGCCCACUGAGUUCAGGUCAUUUGAGUUUAAAAAAAAAAAUCUUCUGCUGCACAUUUUGUUUAAGUGUUAACUGUUUCUACUAUUAAUGUUGGAAACACAAAUAGUGCAAUUUGUGCAAUUGGAGAAUCUUGCCUUUUUUCUUGGCUCCCCCCCCCAACACAAACAAACAGAAACAUGUUAUGUGUUCAUCAGAAUGCACUAUCGGGUACUCUGAAGUCAUUAACAUGAAAUCUUCACCAGGAGGCAACAGGGAAAAAAAAAAGUUUGAUCUUCUUUUCCAGUAGAGAAUAGUUUGUGAAAUGAUUUGAGGGCAUUCUAUCUGCUUGCUGUGACCAGCGUGUGCACACAAACCUUAACAAGACUGCAAAUAUUCCAGAAGGAAGUCAUUUAGUUAUGCACGAAAUAACAAAAAUGAGAACUUCGAAAGCUGUGGUCUUAAAUACUAGACCAGGUUUAGUAGCUCCGUUUUGUCAGUUUUCUACCUGCCCUCUUGAGUACAGGGAUGGAUGGCUGCUCGACACACUCCUCCCCUUUCCUUUCUUUAAGCUGUAUACAGUGAAAACUGUCUUUCCUAUAUUUUGUUCUCUGGUAAUGUAAUAAGCAUGAUGGUGCCUUCUAUAACAUCAUUCCAGUCUUGCUGGUGAUUCUGUACAGUGUGGUUUAUGAAUUGCUGUGCUGCAAAGCCACACAGCUGCAAAAUGUUGAAGAAAAUCAUUGAUGUAUAAAAAUUGCAGUAUCUUUAAAAUCAGUAAAAUGGAUGCUUCUUAUUUAUCUUGUUCUUCAGUUAACAUCUUCUGAGUGGGAGGGAGUCAUGUGUGUUAGAAGGGAGAAGUCAGUUGAAUCUCUAAUUGACUUUUCUUUUAGCUCCAGUAUGGACUAUAAAAACAUGAUCACUUAGUUCUUGGAAAAGUCAAACAACUUGGUGGACAUUUUGUCACAUUUUAGAAGCAGUCAGAUUCCCAAAAGCAGCACGUGAACCUGAGUGAGGAUACUGCAAUUUUCAGAGGGAAGAAUGGCAGCUCUUAGGGUGGGGAACGGGAACUGUCACUCAUUUUGCACAAUUCUUGAACUGAUGUCAGCACCCAAAUGGCUCCUGAAUUUAAGUCUGGGAGGACAUCUUUUUAUUUUUACAUGAAUCUUUAAACAAUUCUGUGAGCAAAGUUUCUAGCUGCUGGAUUAUUGUCUGUCUUUAUAGCAGGUUCCAGUGAACCACAAGAAUGGCAAAGGUUAUCUGGUUUUACAGUUGGAACAAUCAGUAUAUAUCAGAUUUCUGGUGUUUGAAGCAAGAAGCGGAGUAAACACGUGUGACCACUUAAAGCUGCUUGUUAACAUGGAAGACUUCUCCAUUCUACCUUAGUGAAAACAAAUACACACUUGACAUGGGAGCAAAUCGGUUCUGAACUUUGUGACUAUUUGCUAGUUAUUAAACUUGGUUUUUUGUCAACUGGGCAAUAUGGGUAAAAUUUACUUUUUUCCCUAAGAAUGAGGUCUUCCAUGUUUGAGGAAAUGUCUUGCACUAUUGCAUAUAUUUUGUGGACACAGAUUUUUGUAGUUUCCAUUUUGGAAGGCUAAAGUUUUUUGUUUGUUUGAAACAGUUUUACACUUUCUAAUGUACAGUACUUGAAGUUCGUACUAGAGAAUUACUUUGUAGUUUUGAAGCUUUUAUCCAAACUACUUUGAAAUAAGUGACUUUCUUGUCAGUGGUUUGCCCCAAGGUGUCAUUUUCUUUUGUUGUUAUUCCUCCUCCUAUUGUGUAUCUGUGUGUAUAUGUGUGUAAAUUUUUACACACAGCAACAUCUGCACAAGCAUAUAUAUUUUCAAUCCAAGAAAUUGCCCUGUAACCCAUAUAUACUGUUCUGGCAACGAAAGACAGAUGUUAAGUGUAACAGAUAAUUGGAGCUAAGAGCCAUUCAGCUUCAGCCUUUACAUACCACAAAUGAGACAUUAGAACAUCACAUGGAGAAGUUUACAUGGUGACUGUUCACCUGCAGUACUGUGGACUUUUAACAUUUUGUCCCCUUUUCAGUGAAACACUAAAAAGUACUCAUCUACCAUUACUGUUAUUUGCAGAUUUUAUUUUAUUUUGAUGGUAAUAUUCUAUCCUUAUGACACUAUUGCAACCAAAUUGGCUUUACCAUCUUGGCUUUAGUAGGUAUAGAAGAAAGUGGAUUACCAUCCUUAUUUUGUAAUGUGUUAAGCAUUAUAUGCUGGUAGAAUCUAGUUUAAUUGUUUCAGGUGGAAAGUAUUCUUUUGAGUUUCCAUUUUGAAUGUGUUUGGACUAAAACAAUAAACUACUGAUGUCUGCAGCA
Messenger RNA from Mastomys coucha (southern multimammate mouse), 4459 nucleotides. RefSeq names its product G3BP stress granule assembly factor 2 (gene G3bp2). Lineage: Eukaryota; Metazoa; Chordata; Mammalia; Rodentia; Muridae. Gene Ontology annotation, cellular component: ribonucleoprotein complex; cytosol. The record is from RefSeq and is a predicted model, not a curated record. Gene Ontology annotation, molecular function: mRNA binding. The transcript has 12 exons. Bases 419 to 1867 code for a protein of 482 amino acids.